UUUCUGAGCCGUCAUAAAAAUUUAUCUGAGACGUAACCGAAUAAAUCCCCGGGAAAGAGACAGCUGUGUUGAUCUUUUCCACCUGACAGAGCUGACUAGAUUAAGAAGAAGAAGGUGCGCUUAUUUGCAAGUACCUGUAUUCGAGACAAUGCCAUUUUGUGAGACCCGGAUAUCCGAAGUGACUAUGCGUUACAGUGCAAUGCCCGUGGAAUAAAUAGCUUUUCCUUUUUUUUUUUUUUUUUUUUUUUUUUUGUGUUCAAUCAUGUAUUUUGAAUAUACUUAGGUAUUCGGAGCAGCAUGAAGCCUUUCGAUAUGGAACUCGAAUCCAAGAAUUCGGUUUCCGGAGUGCGAAAGGUGAUUGUUCUGUUUGGCAUAAUAUUUUGCACUAUAGUGACACUACUGCUGAUUGUCCUCUAUUAUCCAUCUAGUUCUGAGGAAAAAGAAUUUGACAAUGAUUUCAAGAAAAUGGUUUCUGUGGGCAGCUCUAGAGACUGGGGCAUCACCAACGAGGAUGCGUCCAAGACCCGAGUAGAGGAUGUGGCUCGAGCGCUGGAGGAUUUCGGUGCAGCUUUUCUUGCCCUUGUUGCUGUCUGCUGCGUAGCAGUCGGUCUGACGUGCCUUUUCUGCGCUUGCUGCAUACUGAAAUAAAGUGAUAAGAAUGCAGACAGGAGAUAGGUUUUGUUACAGUACGAAACAUACGAGAAAGUAAAAUAAUAGUAAUAAGAAGAAUGAAAAUAUAGUUAUAAUUCUUGCAAUGUAUUGGAUAGAAUCCAGUUGUAUUCGAGCUUUUUCGAAGAAGUCACUUUGGAGUAAAGCUGGCGUGUCUGUAGAUCUAUUUUAAGCCCCGUUCCGACGACCUGUGGCCUUACGGAUUUGGUCAUAAAUCUGCCAACUGACACAUUGUUGGACCGCCCUUUCCUGUGGAUGGCGAUUGGGAGCUUUCUGCAAAUUGCCAGAAAGCCACAAGAGAGGGGAGAGAGAGCAAAAUGUACCAGACUCAAGGCGGACACAGGUCGUCGGAACAGAACUUUAUAAGCAUUGGAACAAUUUGUUGAUUUUCCCUUCUGAAGUGACAACUAUUUAUGAAUGAAAUCCUACAUCAUUGCUCCACCUUUAAAGGAGCGCACAAAAAAAUGUCUUUCGGGGCUUGAUUCGAACUGCCCGGAGAGCGCAACACACAUUCAAUAUUUGGUUGCAUCAAGCACAGCAAUAAUGCUUGAAAACUUGCCAUAAUUACCAUGGUGCAGGUGUCAACCUGAUAGGCUGAAUAAUCGCUAUCUAAUGUUUCCAAAUAUAUGCUUAGCUGCUUUAUUUUUUUGUGAAUACUCCGGGGAGUGAUUAUUGUAUAAAAAGGUUUGUUUCUGUAGUACUUCGACUACAUGCUAAAACAAAUUUAUCCACAUUUUUUUUCUUUUUCUACUUGCCGAUUUAGAAACAUCAAUCCAAACUCUAUUUACUAAAUCUUGAAUGUUUUGAGAUUUAAUCAUUUCAUGAGCAGUAUGAAAUCAUUAUCAGCACAUAAUAUUAUGAUUAUGAUUCAUUAUUUUCUCAUUAACAAUCAAUAGAAAAUAUUGAAUUUAGUGUAUCCCGACACCAGGAAGAACAGCAAGCUUGAAGCAGUUAAUAAUCUCACAAUCAUUAUGAAAUUAUAAUCAAUAAAUCCUUUUCUGAUUUGUUUAAUAGAAUUGAUUAUCACUAGAAAUUUUUCCUAAAACUGAUUCCCUCUCGAAUUGAAAUUUUUGAUACCGUGUUGUGUUUUCAUAUAUUUAUUUUCAUAAUUCAUUCUAAAUUCAUAAAUAAAUAAAUCAUUUUCUGAUUUGUUCAAAAGAAUUGAUAAUCACUAGAUUUUUCUAAAAACUGACUCCCUUGUGAAUUGAAAUUUUUUUUUUAUGCC
Messenger RNA from Argiope bruennichi, 1894 nucleotides. RefSeq lists its product as uncharacterized. The record is from RefSeq and is a predicted model, not a curated record. NCBI's taxonomy places the organism in Eukaryota, Metazoa, Arthropoda, Arachnida, Araneae, Araneidae. The coding region runs from base 298 to 648 and encodes 116 amino acids. The transcript is spliced from 3 exons.